AAACCCACUCCAGAUGACUGGAGAGAACUACUUGUCCUCUUUCUGUUAUGUUCCAGUAUAUGCGCAAUCACUGGUGCACUGUUGCAUAACUGGUUGUUUUCAUCUCUAAAAUAUGGAUCAUUGGCAUCCAAUGUAAUAACCUGCAUAUUCACAGGUGCCAUGAUACUGCUUCUGUUCCUGGUCCAUCCUGUACGUUGUGUGUUCACGAUGGUGAUCCCCACAUUAGGCACUAAACAAGGUCGUGAUUUGCUCAUCUCCACAUGCUUCAUGCUUGUUGCAAUCAACAUAAUCCCCAACAUGCUGGGCAAUAUCAAGAUGAUUCUCCAAGUGCUACAGUGCGUUACUCUGACCUCAACGCAGAGCCUUGUGAACUCGACACUCAUUAUAAAGCAGAUUAAAACAUUAAUGGAUGCAGAUAUAGCCAAGCUCUUCAAAAAAAUCUCUGAGAGCAAUGUCAUCACAACUUCAAACGCAGAAUGGCAUGUUAAAUCAGACAUCAAUACAUCAGCAAUCAAGAACCAUCUACAUAUCGUUGGCAAUGAAAUCCAAAGCAAUAUUUCUACAAUUCAGACCAUAUUUGAUGAGACAACUUUGAAUAUCAACAGAGUACUAGCUGGCUUUGUUUUCUUCUAUCUGUCUCUAAAAUCAGCUUGGUACCUCAAGGGAUAUCUGACAGAUCUGCAGUUCGACAAUGUAUAUAUAACUGGCAGGCUGGCUCAGCUCAUGCAGACAGACAAGGCAAAACUUGUCCAACGUUGUCGCACCUCAAGUAGAAAGCUAAUCCGAUCCACAGGGUUGAAGAUGUCUUCGGACGAGGCAGCCAGAUGUGUAAAGCAACUUGUGAUUUGUACAGCAUUUCUAGCCUUGUCUGCAACUUUCAUUGCAGCAGAUUUCAUUGUCCACAACCUGACCUCAAACUUCUUGCUUCGGAUUGCUGGUCUUCCACCUGUACCAAUAACUUUGGAGUUUAAGUUCAAUGUAGAUAUGGUGAUUCCACAGGUUCUCAUCACUUCUUUAAUAAGCCAAACAGCAAAUUUUUCCUGGGAUUUCACCUUUGUUUCUGAUGCUUGCAUGUUGCAGCCAUCUCCCCCUAACAUCAAGGUCAUCUGUUUUGUCUGCCUGCUCUACGUUGUUGCUUAUGUAACAGUGUUUUUGGAAGCCUAUGCUUUGCGUGUACGAAGAAAAAUUUCGGCAGCCUUCUUUGAGCAUCGAGAAGUCGAAAGAAUCAACUAUCUGCACCAAAAAAUUCUGACAGACUCAGAACAUCAAUUUGAAAAUAAGAUCGCUGUCUUUACUGUGUCAAAACAAUGCAAUGUGACCUUUAAAUAG
Molecule: messenger RNA, 1329 nt
Organism: Stegostoma tigrinum
Lineage: Eukaryota; Metazoa; Chordata; Chondrichthyes; Orectolobiformes; Stegostomatidae
Product: osteoclast stimulatory transmembrane protein-like
Exons: 2
Cellular component (GO): membrane
Source: RefSeq, a predicted model, not a curated record